Molecule: messenger RNA, 2991 nt
Organism: Rhincodon typus (whale shark)
Lineage: Eukaryota; Metazoa; Chordata; Chondrichthyes; Orectolobiformes; Rhincodontidae
Product: inositol-tetrakisphosphate 1-kinase
Exons: 9
Coding region: 1-1116 (371 amino acids)
Biological process (GO): inositol trisphosphate metabolic process
Cellular component (GO): cytoplasm
Molecular function (GO): ATP binding; magnesium ion binding; inositol-1,3,4-trisphosphate 6-kinase activity
Source: RefSeq, a predicted model, not a curated record
AUGAUACCUCAGUUGCUGCUGGACCUGGAAAAACCAAUUGAGGAGCAGGGACCACUUGAUGUUAUAAUCCACAAACUGACUGAUGUCAUUCUGGAGGCAGACCAAAAUGAUGCACAGUCCCAGGAACUGGUGCAGAGGUUUCAGGACUAUAUUGAUUCACAUCCAGAGACCAUCAUUCUGGACCCACUGCCUGCAAUCAGGACCCUGCUGGACAGAUGCAGGUCAUAUGAGCUGAUCCGUAGACUUGAAAGCUACAUGCAAGAUGAGAGAAUUUGUUCCCCUCCCUUUAUGGAGCUCAGCAGUCAGUGUGGGGAGGACACUAUGGCAGAGAUCACGAAGCACAAGCUGACAUUCCCAUUCAUUUGCAAAACCAGAGUGGCACAUGGCACCAACUCUCAUGAGAUGGCAAUCAUUUUCAAUGAAGAUGGUUUGAAAGACAUAAAGCCCCAGUGUGUCAUCCAGAGUUUUAUAAACCACAACGCAGUGCUAUACAAAGUCUUUGUUGUUGGAGAGUCCUACAGCGUGGUUGAACGGCCAUCACUGAAGAAUUUCUCAAGAGGUGUUUCAGACAGAAAAACAAUAUUUUUCAACAGCCACAAUGUCUCAAAACCAGAAUCCUCAUCUGAUUUAACUGCGCUCGAUGUAGUGGAAGGCGUCUUCAGGCCACCAAGCGAUGAGGUCAUCCGAAAAAUAUCCAGGACACUGCGUGAAGCACUUGGCAUAUCCUUGUUUGGCAUUGAUGUAAUUAUCAAUAACCAAACUGGCCAACAUGCUGUUAUCGAUAUUAAUGCAUUCCCAGGAUAUGAAGGUGUUCCAGAGUUCUUCACUGAGCUGAUAAACCACAUUCAGGUUGUUCUGCAAGAUCAAAACCCGGAAUCUCCUCAGUUCAACCAGAACGGAAAGGCGGCUGAGCAGGUCACGAGCAUUUGUGGGGACCACCCCUGUUCUGCUGCCUCAGGCUUUGUGACCAUGGCAGCAAACGAUACAUGGCUUGUGGAAGAUGAUCCAAGCAGUAACAAGAGGCUGCAGCACCAACGACUCAGUUGCAAUUCUGCUUUGCCACCCAACUUUCAGAACUGUGUUGCUCCUGUGGCGACUAAGGCAUCUUCACAAUAACCACCGAGAACACUGGACCAAACCCAAGGAAAGAUCUUUAAUGGGGAUCAACUUGAACCACUUUCAACAAAUCAAUAAAACAAUUUAUGUUUUGUUUGAAUGAUUUCACGGACUGACACACAGACUGGAACACCGUAUCAAAGGUGUUUUGAGAAGCAGGUUGCAGAUCCUUUGAUAAAGUCAAAUGAUAAACUGAAUCUAAUUUUCAUUAAACGUUAACAUAGCAAAAGUUACUUUGGUGACCUUUUACUAUAUAGGAGCUAAUACUAAUGCUCUCAGCAGGAAUCAAAUCACCAAUGACUAGUUGAGUUAAUCAGGAAUCCUUUUUGUCCUAGAUAUUCGAGCAUUUAUCUUUCUUCCCUCUUGACUCUUCACCUUAACCAGUACACAAGACCCAAAUGGUUUGAGCCCUUUUGAAAGUUACCUUUAGGUUCAUUUUAAAAACUGCAAGACAUUCAAGUUCAGUGGAUUUUACAUGUUGUUAGACUCCAGUAAGAUCUGCCAAUCUGGGAGAACCUGGCUGAAGUUUAGAACAGGACAUGUUGGCUUUAUUUAGUGAGAAUUGUCCCCAGUAAAUAGAUGUUCUGUUAUUUUUAAAAAUUUAAAUAAAACAAAUGUUAAUUUGAGGGGAUAUUGAUGUACAGUAAAGUGCCAUUAUGUCUACCGAGUGGCAUGCAAACCAGGGCAGUUAAAGGCAAAUAAAAUGCACAAAGCCGAUUCCAUGAACAGAGACGUGAUGGUCUGGAAUCCUUCUCAGUCAUCCCAUUUGUUUUCGGUUUAAUUGCAUCUAACAAUGCACUCCCAUAUGUGCUCUUCACUUCAUCUGAAACCAACAGUGUGAAUGCAUCUGCAAGUAGUUUAAACAAAAGUAUUAGCUAUUAGAUUGUGAUGCUUACAGCUCCAUGUUGCAAACAGUGUACUUUUCCUUUGGUUCUAUUUCUUAAAAAAGCAGCAUUGAGCAAUUUGUGACAUUUUUAUAACUCGCAGUUUACAAACGGUGGUGACUCCAGUCAGCAUUAGUUCUUUCCCUAUGAUAUCAGUGAUUCAGUAUUUAAACAGAGACCUGCAGUUUCAGUGACCCUGAGUUUAGGUGAUCUUAGAACAAUAUUGACAAGGAAGAAUCAGACGUAAGGUGUUAAAGUGCACUCUAUGUUAAAGGAAUAAAAGGGGGAUGUUAGCCUCUAGAAACCAAAGGUAAAUGGCCAUUUUGUUUGAUUAAGUUCAUAAUUCCAAGUGUUCACUUGUCCAUGAACUACCUUUUUAUAAACAAAGCAAAAAUCCAUAUUUUUCUGGCUCAAAUCCAAAAUAUUUAGAUCCGGAUGACAUUGGUUGAGCAAUUUAUUUUAGGCGCCACAAUGGAUUGCAUUGCAAUUAAGACUUAAAAACAAUGUUUAAGACAGUGUGUACCUGAAUUUUUAAAAAUUGUACCAUUAGUAGGCUAACCUAUUGCUUUAAUAAACACUCCACUUAACAUGAUUUAGCUUAGGACAGCUUUGUUGAGUUUAUUGUAACAAUCUACAUCUCUGAACCACUCUAACCUUCUUGUGACUCUUAAAAGAAAAUAUUAUGCCUGGAGCCAUGAGGAUGGUUCUAAAUGUGACCUCUUCCUUUUGGGAGUGCCAUGGAAACCAGGCCUAAAUAUGUUUACAGCAAAUCAAGUUUAGUGCACUAGAUAUUAGAUGGCCAUCUUAACCUGUUGAUUUAUUUCCUCUUUCUUGUCUCGUUGCAUGAGAAGUGAUGUGAGAUUAAUGAGUGAUUUUCUUGCUGCCUUAAAAUGUUGGCUCGGCCUCGUUGCACUGCUUCAUUCUUUUGAUAUAAACUACUGAAAAGUAAUUGGGAAUUUAGCAAUUUAAUAAAGAAGAGAUUUUUUUUUUA